Messenger RNA from Arachis ipaensis, 1221 nucleotides. The record is from RefSeq and is a predicted model, not a curated record. Lineage: Eukaryota; Viridiplantae; Streptophyta; Magnoliopsida; Fabales; Fabaceae.
AAAGUCCAUCUUUGGAGCAAACCAACAACCUGAAUAAUAUUGCAGCUUUUUCUGCAUCAGAUACCAAGAGACAACAGGGAAUUUUAGGGGUGGCAAUUCUGUUGCUUCAACUGAAGUUGGUAAAGAUGGUAAAUUGCAAGCUUCGCAAACAAAUGAGAAGUGCAGUCAAGGGAAGUUUCUUAAUGUUGCCGAGCUUUCAUCAGCUGCUGACAGAUCUUCUGGCUCUGCAGCAGCUAUUGACAUGGGCAAAGCAUUAAAAGGACUAGCUGCAUUUGAACCUCAGGCAUCGAGUGGUUUAGCUGCUGAUUCUUCUGAAAAAUGUGAUCUAUCAUCAAACUUCACUGGAAAUUUUAUGUCAGAAUGUCAAGUACCUGGCCAAAAGGCUCCUCUGGAUCUUACUCUAAAAACCAGUAUUCGGGUAGUAUCCUCUUCUUCAGUGAAUUGGAUACAUAGAUCAGCUGUAUGCGGUACAAUGCCUUUCUUCCAACAUUGUUUCUCCACUAAUCAAAACAUGACAGGUUCCCAGGGCUUUAAAGGUUUACAUUCUUGGAUGUAUCCUCAAUCUGUUCUACCACCGUCUCUCAUAUCAGCCUUGAGCUCACCAACUGCAGAUGGAGAACUGGACUUCUUAAGUAAACGGCAAUCAGCUUGGGAAGAGUCCUUCCGAGAUCUCUAUUACAUGCUUCGAAAAAACAUAUGUGGCCUUUUUUAUGUUUGCACUUCCCAGUUUGUGGUGAUGUUUAUUGGUGGUGAUGGCUCGGGUAGCUCCAAAUAUUCGUGCAAUGCAUAUAUGUCUCAGUCAACCAGAGGUUUAAGAUCAUUGUUGAAAGAGCAUGAUGUUUGUUUCUCGAUGCCUCUUUGCCGUUCGAAAGUGGAACAUGCUAGUACUGAAGAUUUGGUUGAGCUCUCGGAGAUAGAGAAGCAAAAUCUGGGGCAGGUUUGUAUCUAUAUGCUAUUUGUAUAUAAUUUGUCUGUCACUGAACUUGAACGAUUUCCUGACAUAUUGAGUUUAUCUCCGCGAUUUAUGGAUAACUUUAUACUCAUCAAUUAUUACUGAUAGUGUGACAACUCUAUUACAGAUAAUUCUUCAUUCAAAAUAUCAAAAGUAUCAUGUUUCAUGCAAUAAACAACCUUAACCAGCCGAUUCAAGGCAGUUUUCCUCUGAGAGGUUGGAAUCAUUGCAUCUGUUAAUGACUGUGCAGCCUUAUUAAAUUCAACCUG